Messenger RNA from Cynocephalus volans (Philippine flying lemur), 1812 nucleotides. It is a transcript of the gene KRT3, whose product is annotated as keratin 3. The record is from RefSeq and is a predicted model, not a curated record. Gene Ontology annotation, molecular function: structural constituent of skin epidermis. The transcript has 9 exons. Gene Ontology annotation, cellular component: keratin filament. Lineage: Eukaryota; Metazoa; Chordata; Mammalia; Dermoptera; Cynocephalidae. The coding region runs from base 1 to 1812 and encodes 603 amino acids. Gene Ontology annotation, biological process: intermediate filament organization; keratinization.
AUGAACAGACAAGUCUGCAAGACAUCUGGUGGUGGGAGCCAGGGCUUCUCCGGCCGCUCUGCUGUGGUCUCUGGCAACAGCAGGAUGAGCUGUGUGGCCCGCUCUGGGGGAGCUAGUGGAGGGGUCUGUGGGUUCCGGAGUGGGUCAGGUGGCUUUGGCAGUCGCAGCCUCUACAACCUGGGUGGCAACAAGAGCAUCUCCAUCAGUGUGGCAGCUGGAGGCCUUGGUGGAGGGCGUAGCAGCUGUGGCAGUGGCUUUGGGGGCAGCUAUAGAGGUGGCUUUGGUGGUGGCUAUGGAGGUGGCUUUGGUGAUAGGUUUGGUGGUGGCAGAGGAAUGGGAGGUGGCUUUGGGGGAGCUGGUGGCUUUGGAGGGGCUGGUAGCUUUGGUGGGCCUGGUGGAUUUGGCCCUGGUGGUUUUGGUCCUGGUGGCUUCCCUGGGGGAAUCCAGGAAGUGACUGUCAACCAGAGCCUCCUGCAGCCUCUCAAUGUGGAGAUCGACCCCCAGAUUGGGCAAGUAAAGGCCCAGGAGAGGGAGCAGAUCAAGACACUCAACAACAAGUUUGCUUCCUUCAUCGACAAGGUGCGAUUCCUGGAGCAACAGAACAAGGUCCUGGAGACCAAGUGGAACCUGCUUCAGCAGCAGGGCACAAAUUCCAUCACAGGCACCAACAACCUUGAGCCUCUUUUCGAGAACCACAUUAACCACCUGCGGAGCUACCUGGACAGCAUCCUUGGAGAGAGAGGCCGCCUGGACUCAGAGCUGAGGAACAUGCAGGACCUGGUGGAGGACUUCAAGAGGAAAUAUGAGGAUGAAAUCAAUAAACGUACAGCUGCUGAGAAUGAAUUUGUGACACUGAAGAAGGAUGUGGACGCCGCCUACAUGAACAAGGUGGAGCUUCAGGCCAAGGUGGACACCCUGAUGGGUGAGAUCAACUUCAUGCGGACCCUCUAUGAUGCGGAGCUGUCCCAGAUGCAGAGCCACAUAAGCGACACAUCUGUGGUGCUGUCCAUGGACAACAACCGCAACCUGGACCUGGACAGCAUCAUUGCUGAGGUCAAGGCCCAGUAUGAGGAGAUCGCCCAGAGGAGCAAGGCCGAGGCUGAGGCACUGUACCAGACCAAGUUGGGUGAGCUGCAGACCACAGCCGGCAGACAUGGCGAUGACCUGAGGAGUACCAAGAGUGAGAUCACGGAGCUCAACAGAAUGAUCCAGAGGCUGCGGGCUGAGAUUGAGAAUGUCAAGAAGCAGAAUGGCAACCUGCAGACAGCCAUCGCGGAAGCUGAGCAGCGUGGGGAGAUGGCACUCAAGGAUGCUAACGCCAAACUCCAAGAGCUGAAGGCUGCCCUACAGCAGGCCAAGGAUGACCUGGCCCGCCUGCUGCGUGACUACCAAGAGCUGAUGAAUGUCAAGCUGGCUCUGGAUGUGGAGAUUGCCACCUACAGGAAGCUGCUGGAAGGCGAAGAAUGCAGGAUGUCUGGAGAGUGCCAGAGUGCUGUCAGCAUCUCCGUGGUGAACAGCAGCAGCACGACUUCGGCCUCGGCAGGGGGUUACGGAGGCGGUUACAGCGGUGGCUUCGGCGUGGGAGGCGGCGCAGGCGGCGGCUUUGGCCGGGGUGGCAGCGCUGGAUUCGGCGGCGGCAGCGGAUUCGGCGGCGGCGGCAGCAGCGGUUUCAGCAGCGGUUUCAGCAGCGGCAGCGGCUUUGGCUCUGGCUCCGGCUCCGGCUCCGGGGGUCGCUGCGGAGUCAGUGUCGGAGGCUUCAGCUCAGGCGGCAGCGUCAAGCUCUCCCAGUCCUCCCAGCGCUACCCCAGAUAA